Molecule: messenger RNA, 1809 nt
Organism: Leptosomus discolor (cuckoo roller)
Lineage: Eukaryota; Metazoa; Chordata; Aves; Leptosomiformes; Leptosomidae
Source: RefSeq, a predicted model, not a curated record
CCUCCUGAUGAGCACCUUGCUGCUAAUGGCACGGAUAAUGAGAGAUUUAUGACUUCUGGCUUUUUGAUAGCGGACCAGAACUCAUUUGUCCGUUCCAUGGCGGAUCGUGUAAUCAUCUCUGCAGGCAGCCAGCUACAGCUUCAAGAAGUGACGCAAAAGCAAUGGGGCACUGAUGGUCAGAGGACAUGCACAGGCCUUCAGUGGGAGAGUGCUGCGGAGAGAAAAUCAAGCUCUACCAAGGAAUCUCUGUCAUCACAAAAUAUAACAUUGAUUUCACCGAUAGUCAUUUCACAGAUGAUUGAUGAGAAUAAAUCAAAAGAAGAUUGGCCCGCUUUACCUAUGCAGUCCAUGAUCCCCCAGCCCAGUGCUUAUCGCACGAUGCAAUCUUUGGCUAACCCUGGUUCAGUCAACAUCAACAGAGCAUUUAUGGUACUUCCUAGCAGAUUAGAAAUUCAGGCAUCUUUAGACGACACCACGUCUCCGUUGGACUCUCCCAUCGCAGCGGAAAAACAGUGUCAAAACCAGCAGAAAGGGUUUGCCUCCAUAACUAUUACUGCCAGGCGUGUCGUUGUGGACUCCAGCAACCCAGCACAUGGACCUGGGGCUGUGCAGGAGCCCAAUGGUGUGUCACCCACCUCGAGCAAAGUUCCUGCUGCCCUCCAUCGCUGGCCUCCACCAGGCCACUCUAACCAUCACGCAGCUCCAUUGAAGAUUUCUGAAUUUUGCUCACAGUUAGGUGAAGAGCCACGAAAGCGGCUCUUUGACCCUGGAAACAAGGAGAACGAUGCGAGUCUUCAAAGUAGUGAUGGGAAAGAGAAAGUACCACCUUUGUUCACCUCGUGUGUCCACCUUCAAGUUUCUCAGCAGUGUCCAAACACCAUCUAUUAUUUAGACAAGUCGCUCAACGUGCGCAUUGACCAACCUCGAAUUAAAUGCCAAAAAAUUCAUAGAUCGGCGUUGUCCUUCAAUAUAAAUUGCAGUUCGUCUAGAUUAACAGCAGAUGGAGUAGAUGGCAUAGCUAAUGGAGAGCCAGUAGAAGAGAUACUUCAAACAAAGCUCCUAGGAGAAAACAAGACUCUACUCAGAUCAAACUUGAGUGCAGACUUAACAGAAAAUAAUGUAAUUAAUAAAGAGAAAACAAAUGAAGGUUAUCUGGGUAGUAAAUACCCUUUGCAAAUUGUCUUUGUCUCUGAACUUCCAGCAUUUGUGGAUAUUCUCAGAGGACCUAAUAACAGAGUAACAACAAAGAAAGAUGAUGAUAUGCGGUCUGGCAGCUAUCACACUACAUUGUCUCUCCAGCUUCCUAAUUCAAGUGAUGAAGCAGAAACACAAACGCUGAGGGGAAGCAAGGGGAAGCCGUGCACCACAGGCAGGAGCAGCGCAACAGCCUCUGACUCUGUGCCAGACACAGCGCCCAGCAAGGCAAUCACUGCUGCUACUGAUGGCUCAUUGAAAAAGAGAGAUCACUCCAAAGCCACCUCCAAAUCCAAAGAGAUCCAAGCACAGGGCAUCCUGAAACCAAAAAUGUCUGUCUCCAGUAGUAUGUGCAAUAUAAAAGCUUCAUCAAGAAUCCUCUUGGAAGAAAAUGUUCACGGGCAAAACCAGCUCCUAAAAAGUGAUUAUGAAUUCCGUGGUUCAAGUGACAAAAUAAAGGAGCGCAAGGAGGAGGACGAGCGGGAGCCAGCCAGCAGGGGAACACUGUCUGUGGCUCGCUCGCCAGAUGUUACUCGCAAGAAAAACGACAUGCUCGCCCAGCCAGAAACCAGCUCCCAGCCCCAGGAAAACCCACCAGCCCCACGGACACUGCGG